Messenger RNA from Didymodactylos carnosus, 819 nucleotides. The record is from the annotation of a GenBank genome assembly. NCBI's taxonomy places the organism in Eukaryota, Metazoa, Rotifera, Eurotatoria, Philodinida, Philodinidae.
AUGCCGAAAAAGAUAGGGCAGAAUAAAGAAGAAAUUUACGAAGCUUUUCGACAACGUCCAAAUUCAUUUGUUGCAUUUGUGUUCAGUGGUGGUAACGGUGGUCGUAUUAAAGAUGAAGAUCUUGUUGCAUAUCGUGCUAUCAAUAAUGUUUAUGAUUUUAAAACUGGUUCAUUUUUAAUUGUCGUAAAUGAUUUGCCCACUGAUCGUCCACCAACGUAUGAAGGUGAAGCAACUGUUAAAUUGGAAAAAUUAUUAAAUAUGAAUAAUGUCACGGUUUGUUUUCUCGAUCGAAUUAAUAAGAAAGUGCCACGUGAACGUGAUGAUCUUCGUAUUAAAUUGGGAAGUUUAGUGGCUAAAUGUACACCGAAAGAUAAAGGUGACAUUGAAUUGCAAGUUGAUCAAAUUAAACAGCUGAAUGAAGCAGCAAGAAAACAGCAGGAAGAAUUCCAAAAUGAACUUAGAAAUUUACAAGGUGAAAUUAAAAAGAGACAAGAUGAAUUUAAUCAAUCGAAAAAAGAUUUUGAAAAAAAGUUGGACGGUCUACGAGAUGAAUUGAAAAAGAAAGACGAAGCUGUUGAACGCACACAGGCACAGCAACGUGAACUUGAAAGUCGUGUUAAUGCUUUAAACAUUGACAUGAUAAAGCAAAAAGCUGAUCAUGAUCUUCAAUUAGCGCAGGAGCGUGAUGCUGCAAGUCGUCAACUAUUAGAACAGGAACACAAGACGCGUAUGGAGGAAUUGCAACGUGAAAUGAUUGCAGCUCAAGAAGCAAUAGCUAUAGCUGAAAAGAAACUUGAUGAAGGUUGUGUCAUCUUAUAA